AACAGUCAGGCUCUGGACGCACUCUUUUUACAAACGUUUAUCAUAUAGCUACAGGACCAGGAAACGAUUUCGACUCAUCAAGCAUCACUGUCAGUUAUCCUCGUUCCUUUGAUGAUACACAGAAAUCUCUCAGCUGAAAGAGAAACUAGAUAGACAGAAGGAAAUACAUGGAAGAGAUUGGAGCACCAUGAAUCUUCAGUACAGGACUUUAUUAAAUGACAGAAGUAAGUUUGCGGCCAUGGAUAAGCUUCUAUCUGAUGAGCGUUUGGAUCUGGUCGCCUGUUCUACUGAACCAGUGAUCAUUCAGAGGAGCAAAGAGCAGACUAAAAAAUACUAUGGUGAAUGGGUGAGGUCUGUGCGCACUUUUGGAAAACAAACACCAUCUCCUCUGUUAUUAAAUGACGAGAAUCACAGCAUCAGAAUAGAUCAGCUGUUCAGUCCUGACUGUGAUGGAAACACACCAAAAACUGUGAUUCUCAGUGGAGAUUCUGGAAGAGGGAAAUCGAUUAGAUUACAGAAGAUCAUGUUGGACUGGGCUUCUGGAGAACUUUACUCAGAAAACUUUGAUGCCGUUUUUCUGUUGAAGUGUGAAGAGUUCAAGAGUAUUUCUACUGAGGAGAGCUUGUUUUAUCUCCUGAGCUUGAAUCACAGUUUAACAUCAAAACAGAUCUCAAAGAUACUACAGUUAACUCCAGAGAAAGUCCUCAUCCUUAUUGAUGGAAUGGAUGAGUAUGUGUCUCGUCCACGAAUUCAUUUCAUGCAACACACUAACCUAUAUACGAAAGCCCCAGUUAUGGUCAUUCUUACAAACCUGUUGAGAAGAGUCUUGCUUCCUGAGUCAUUCAUGCUUGUCACCACAAGAUCAGCUGUAGAUACAGUGAAUCUCCUCAAGGAUCCUCAGCGUUUCACUGAGAUUAUGGGCUUCUCUGAGAGAGGGGUGCAGGAGUACUUCCAGAAGUUCUUUCAGGAUGAGCAGCUCUUCAGGAAAAUGUAUGAGAGAGUGAAGAUAAAUGAAAGCCUCCUGACUGCCUGCUCUGUGCCUUUGCUGUGUUGGAUGGUCUGUUUUUGUCUGAAGAAACACUUUACAGAUGAUGAUCAUGUGAUAAGAGAACUAAAGACAAACACCUCCAUAUAUGUGCACUUUGUGUCCACUCUACUGGAGCAUCAUGACCAGAGUCAGUCUGUCCUCACCAUGCUGAGGAGUCUGGGUCAGCUGGCAGAGGAAGGGAUGAAGAAGCAGCAGGUCUUUUUUGUUGGAAAAAGUGUGACUAUGAAAUGCUUUGAUGCUGUUACUACUCUGUUCUUGUAUAAAGAUGGAUUAAAAAUAAAAGACAGUCAGAAACCAGCAUUCAGGUUUAUGCAUCACAGCUUUCAGGAGUUCUUCACUGCUCUUUAUUAUGUUUUACUGGAUGAGGAAAAUUCCUGGUGGAAAGUAAGUGAGCUGCUUGACUGGAUGGAAUGGGGAGAUUUAAUUGACAGGCCAUCUCCAGAAAGAAGAUCAAAUCCCAUUCCUUCAGUUAUGUUGUUUCUCUGUGGUCUCUUAAAUAAGAAGGUGAGCAGUUCACUCUUUAAAAAAAUCCAGUGGACUGUUCCUCACACCGUAAAACUGAAGGAAAAACUGCAGGAAAGUGUUCUUAGAUUGACAACACAUAGUGGAUGUGAACUGUAUGCUCUCCACUGUCUGUAUGAGCUCCAAGAUGAGAGAUUUGUCAGUGAAGCUCUGAAAAAACACAAUUUCAUGGAUCUGUCUAACAUUUCUCUGACGAGUACAGACUGUUGGGUGCUGCUGUACUGUCUUCAGUGCUGUCCACAUGUCAGAUACUUGAACCUCAUGUACUGUGAUUUAACAGCUGAGAAACUCAAGAUUCUUCAGCCAGCACUCUGUAUGUCUAAGACUAUGAGGUUGUCAGUGGAGCACCUGUCAGAAGUUGCAGAUUUGAUCCAGAUUCUUGGUGCCAAAAUCCUGAGAGAGCUGAAAGUUCAGAAGGAUGAGAACAGUGCUGAGAGUCCCAGAUGGUCACUUAACCUGUCAAUCACUCGUGGAGAUGUCUUGUUGUCUUUGAGCUCCUCAGAGAAGAGUCCAUCGUUCCCAGCAGUCUUAAACAUCACACUUACAUGUCCACAAUCAGAAAUAUCCAGCACUGACUGGUCACUCUUCUUACAGAGACUCAGUAAGACAGCAAAAGUAGUGGAAGAUUCUUCAGCUCUUGAUGAGCAUGUCAGUUUGCUGCUGUCUUCAUUUCACUCUGUGGGUUUGAAGACGUUGGAUCUAAAGCUGGUCAGUCUGAAUGGAAGCUGGGCUUCUGGGAUCAUUUUCCUUGUCCAGACUUGCACCAGUCUACAACAGCUCAAUGUCUGUGCUGAUUUGCUGUUAGAAGAGGGAAUCAUGUUGCUGAACAAAUCACUGACAGAUCCACACUGCACUGUGAUCAUUGAAGGCAACACAGCUCAUCACCCUGAACACACCAUCCCCACUGUCAAACAUGGUGGUGGCAGCAUCAUGGUUUGGGCCUGCUUUUCUUCAGCAGGGACAGGGAAGAUGGUUAAAAUUGAUGGGAAGAUGGAUGGAGCCAAAUACAGGACCAUUCUGGAAGAAAGCCUGAUGGAGUCUGCAAAAGACCUGAGACUGGGAUGGAGAUUUGUCUUCCAACAAGACAAUGAUCCAAAACAUAAAGCAAAAUCUACAAUGGAAUGGUUCACAAAUAAAAAUAUACAGGUGUUAGAAUGGCCAAGUCGAAGUCCAGACCUGAAUCCAAUCGAGAAUCUGUGGAAAGAACUGAAAACUGCUGUUCACAAAUGCUCUCCAUCCAACCUCACUGAGCUUGAGCUGUUUUGCAAGGAGGAAUGGGCAAAAGUCUCUCGAUGUGCAAAACUGAUAGAGACAUACCCCAAGCGACUUACAGCUUCAUCAUCUCUGCACUCCAGGUUGAACAUCUCUGAGCCGGAACCAUCUGUCAUGAAUCUUUACUGUCAGUCUUGUGUUCACAUUGGUGAUUCUGAUCAGUGGGUUCAGGUGGAGCCGUUAGCCUGUACAGAUGAAGGAGGGUCAGAGUUCAGGAUCAGCACUCCGGCGGGUCGAUUCGAGUGCAGCAGGACCAGAAUGCGAUGGGUCUGUGCUGGUGACGUCACUCUCCAGUACCGUGCAGUGGAUGGACGUUUCCUCAGUGAAGAGCUGGAGAGGCUUCAGUGUGAGCGAAUUGGUCCUGUGAUUGAUGUGACAGUGAUCUCAGGGAAACUGGAGGAGGCCCAUCUGCCUCAUUACGCCUGUUUAGAAAAGUCAUACCCCUCUCUCAAAUAUGCUGUAAAAGUCCUUGGAAUCUUGGAAUCAGUGGAACUGACUUGUUUUCAUGCCAAAAUACUCCAACCAUCCUUUUGGCCUACCACAGUGAUUAAAGAAAAAGGCAUCCCUGUUGAACAACAUUUAGAUCUUCUUAUCUUCAUGACAUCUGAAGAUCCUCUUAUUCUCCAUGUCUACUUUAUUCCACUGUUUGAUACUUUUUCAAAGGAAAAAAUUAAGCAGGAAGAAACAGCGUAUAAUCCUCAUGUCCUUGAAAUUGAGCACCCCAGCCCUAGCAUGAAAAUUCAAAUGGACACACCACACGUUCUUAAAGUAUCCGGUGCCAGUGUAGAUUCCAAAGAAGGGAUUACAUUUUUAAGCAGUAUUCACCCAGUCUUCUUCAAAAUCAAACAAGACGUAGAUGGGGAUGUUCAGAUGACUCUCAUCAAACAGCAGCAUGAAAUGUUUGUGUGGAAAACAAUCAUUUGGAAAGACAAACUUAAUCAGAAAAAACAAGAAAUGAGAGAUUUAAUGGCCAGGUUUGGCAGGUUGUCCACAGAAAUGAGAAAGCACAUCCCUGAAGGACAGAAGCGGAAGCCACGGAAAGGUUGGAGUGACAUAAUUCUUUACUAUAAAGCAUCUGUCAUUGAUAAAUGUAAGUUUGUGACCGAGUGUAAUCUUCCAACUGAUGAAUGUGUGGAGCUGGCAGGCCGUUACACUGAACCAGUGAUCAUUCAGAGGAGCAAAGAGCAGAAUGAGAAAUACUAUCAUGAGCAUGUGAGGUCUGCACAUGCUUCUGGAUUAAAUACAUCCUCUCAUCUGUUAUCAAAUGACAAGAAUCACAGCAUCAGAAUAGACCAGCUGUUCAGUCCUAACUGUGAUAAAAACACACCAAAGACUGUGAUUCUCAGUGGAGAUUCUGGAAGAGGGAAAUCAUUCACACUACAGAAGAUCAUGUUGGACUGGGCAUUUGGAAAACUUUACUACAAAAACUUUAAUGUAAUUUUCCUAUUAAAGUGUGAAGAGCUGAAGUGUAUUUCUGAGGAGAUGAGCUUAUUUGAGCUUUUGAGCUGGAGUUGCAGUUUGACAUUAGAUCAGAUCUCACAGAUACUGGAGUUAACACCAGAGAAAGUCCUCAUCCUUAUUGAUGGAAUUGAUGAGUAUGUAUCUCAUCCACCCAGUCAUUCGAUGUUAGUACUCACAAAUCCUUCCGAUAGAGCCCGACCUAUGGACAUUCUUAGGAGCGUGUUAAAGGGAUUCUUGCUGCCUGAGUCAUUCAUUCUUAUCACCACAAUAUCUCUAGCUGCUGAUGCAGAGAUAAAUCUCCUCAAGGGUCCUCAGUGUUUCACUGAGAUUAUGGGCUUCUCUGAGAGAGGGGUGCAGGAGUACUUCCAGAAGUUCUUUCAGGAUGAGCAGCUCUUCAGGAAAACAUAUGAGAGAGUGAAGAUAAAUGAAAGCCUCCUGACUGCCUGCUCUGUGCCUUUGCUGUGUUGGAUGGUCUGUUUUUGUCUGAAGAAACACUUUACAGAUGAUGAUCAUGUGAUGAGAAAACUAAAGACAAACACAUCCAUAUAUGUGCACUUUGUGUCCACUCUACUGGAGCAUCAUGACCAGAGUCAGUCUGUCCUCACCAUGCUGAGGACUGGUCAGCGGGCAGAGGAAGGGGUGAAGAAGCGAGAAGGUCUUUUUGUAGAGAAGAGUGUGACUGCGACUGGCUUAGAUCCUGCUACUAAUGUGUUCUUGUAUAAAGAUAGUUUGAAAAGAAAUAACAGACAGGUGCCAUUGUUCAAGUUUAUGCAUCUCAGCUUUCAGGAGUUUUUCACUGCUCUUUAUUAUGUUUUACUGGAUAAAGAAGAGUCCUGGGGUAAAGUCACAGAUCUGUUGAACUCCCUGAAAAUGAAGGGUAUAAUCAAUAGGCCUUCUCCAGAAAGAAGAUCAAAUCCCAUUCCUUCAGUCAUGAUGUUUCUCUGUGGUCUCUUAAAUGAGAAGGCGAGCAACUCACUCUUUGAAAUGAUCAAGUGGACUGUUCCUCAAAUCAUAAAUCUAAAGACAAACAUGCAGGGAAGUCUUCUUACAGUGAUAAGACAUAAUGGAUGUGAACUGUUCGCUCUGCGCUGUCUGUUUGAGCUCCAGGAUGAGAAAGUUGUGAGGAGAGCUUUAGGAGACUGGGUAUCCAUGAAUCUGCAUAACGUUCCUCUGAGGAGUAAAGACUGUUGGGUGCUGCUGUACUGUCUUCAGUGCUGUCCACACGUCAGAUACUUGAACCUCAUGUACUGUGAUUCAACAGCUGAGAAACUCAAGAUUCUUCAGCCAGCACUCUGUAUGUGUGAGAAUAUGAGGUUGACAGUGGACUACCUCUACAAUGUUGGAGAUUUGAUCCAGAUUCUUGGUGAAUCAAAAAUCUUGAGAAAACUGAAAGUUCAAGAGGAUGAAUACAGUGCUGAGAGUCUCAUAUGGUCACUUGACCUGUCAGUCACACAUGAAGAUGUCUUGUUGUCUUUGAGCUCCUCAGAGAAGAAUCCAUCAUUUCCAGCAGUCUUAAACAUCACACUUACAUGUCCACAAUCAGAGAUAUCCAGCACUGACUGGACACUCUUCUUACAGAGACUCAGCAAGACAGCAAAAGUAGCAAAAGUUUCUUCAGCUCAGCUUGAUGAGCAUGUCAGUUUGCUGUUGUCUUCAUUUUACUCUGUGGGUUUGAAGACAUUGGAUCUGAAGCUGGUCGUUCUGAAUGAGAGCUGGGCUUCUGGGAUCAUUUCACUCGUCCAGACCUGCACCAGUCUACAGCAACUCAGUGUUGAGGAAGAAAUUUACAAUGAUGAGAGUCUCUUCUCAUCUCUCAGUGUUUUGCUUUGUGAUAAGGGCAUCAGGCUGGAUGUGAGGCACAGACAGAUGUUUGAGUCUCUCUCACAUAUCUCUCUCACUUGUCCUCGCUCAGCUUUAAGCAACUCUGACUGGAAAAUCUUCUUCCAGACAUUCCACAAACAGACUAAAUACAAACCUGAUUCUCCAGAUUGUAAUGAACAAGCAGAUGCUCUGUUUUCUUUCCUGCACUCUGUGUGUGAUCUGAAGAGUGUGGAGCUGAUCGUCUUCAAACUGAAUCAGAGCUGGGCACUCAGGAUUCUCGCUCUCAUCCAGGCCUGUAGCAGUCUGCAAGAAAUCCGUGUCAGUGUUACUGGAUUGCUUUUGGAGGAGGGGCUCGUGUCACUGAAGAAAUCACUGACAGAUCCACACUGCACUGUGAUCAUUGAAGGGAGGAAAUGCAGUAAACUCACUGACCAGUGCAAAGAACAGGACUGGAGUCACAGCUGUAAUGAGAAAGUGGAGAUUCACUUCAAACCAAAUAUUUUGAGAGGGCUGGAAGAGCUGAACAUCUCUGAACUGUCUGGACUGAAUCUUCAGCCGCUCCCAGUGUGUCAGUCUUGUGUUCACAUUGGUGAUUCUGAUCAGUGGGUUCAGGUGGAGCCGUCAGUCUGUACAGAUGAAGGAGGGUCAGAGUUCAGGAUCAGCACUCCGGCGGGUCGAUUUGAGUGCAGCAGGACCAGAAUGCGAUGGGUCUGUGCUGGUGACGUCACUCUCCAGUACCGUGCAGUGGAUGGAGGUUUCCUCAGUGAAGAGCUGGAGAGGCUUCAGUGUGAGCGAAUUGGUCCUGUGAUUGAUGUGACAGUGAUCUCAGGGAAACUGGAGGAGGCUCAUCUGCCUCAUUACGCCUGUUUAGCAGAGUCAGACCCCUCUCUCAGAGAUACUGUGAAGCUUUUCACCAAAAGAGAUGAAGGAAUAUCUUUACAAUCUGUAGAGCUGACCCGUUAUCAUGCCAAAAUAGUCCAACCAUCCUUCUCUCUUACAACUCUAAUAAUAAGCUGGUUCAUAAAGUGGGAAGAACACUGUAAUCUUCUUCUGUACAUGCGGUGUAAAGAUCCUCUCAUUCUUCACAUCUACUUUUUUCCAGUGAAUGACACUUGUUCAAAAGAUAAAGUUGAGCAGAAUGAAAAAUCAAGUCUUUUGAUCAGUCAUCCCAGACCUAACAGACCAUUUCGGUUGAAAACACCUCACCUUCUUGAGGUUCCUGGUGCUUCUGUCCAUCCCAUAGAGGGGAUUUCAUUUAGAACAGACAUUGACCCAAACUUCUUCAAGGUCAAGCAACAUCAGCAUGAUGAUGUAAAAAUGAAUCUUAUCAGAGAGGAGGACAGGAAGUCUGUGUGGAAGGCUACAAUAUGGAAAGAAGAAUUAGCCCCCGUAAAUCCAAAGCAAAUCCAACAAAAGCUGCAUCUGUAUUCUGAGUUUGAUAAAGCUCAGUUCUUUGAGAAACACAGAUCGGCUCUCAUUCAAAGAGUUAAAAAUGUGAAGAGCAUUGCAGAUAAACUGCGUGAGCAGAGAAUAAUUCAUGAGGAACUAUAUUCUGAAAUCACAUAUACUAAUUUGACCUGUCAGGAUAGCAUGAGAAAGAUCUGCUCCACAGUGCAUUCAAGUGGUGUGAUUGCAAAAGGUAAAUUCAUUGUAAUUCUUCUGGAAGAAGAGCCCCAUCUCUUUGAAGAACUUGUGCGUUCAGAUUCUUAAAGAUCUCUUAGUGAAAAUAUUGCUUUAGAUGGACAGAUUAUGCUAAAUGAUUAAAUGGAGCUGUUAAGGUGAAUGUAAUUUUUUUGGUCCAGUUUGACAUGGUUUAGGUACAUUUAUAAUUUAAAGGGGUCCUAUUAUGCUUUUUCACUUUUUCAACUUUAGUCUGUAAUGUUGAUGUUUAAAAUAAAAAAGAUCCGCAAAGUUACAAAGCUCAAAGUCAACUUCAAAAUGAGAUAUUUUAUUUAACAGAAAUCAAUUUUCAAAAACUACAACGAACGACUCGUUUCGACUACAAUGCAUAUUUUACAGGCCCCCAUUACUUUUUCUAUCACUUUUUUCUUGAAAGCCUGCGUGCAAGAAGUGUGCAACACAAUGCACUGUACAAACUUCUGUUUCUCAAAACCAUUAUUCAGUGCAACAGUACUGAGGAAGGUAAACAUUGUAUUUAAAAAUAUUUAAGUAUCUUUAACAUGAACAUUAACAUUGUUUAAGGAAUAAAUGGCAUACACUGUAUGGAAAUAAUAAAAGCAGAAGAGACUUUU
Molecule: messenger RNA, 8376 nt
Organism: Cyprinus carpio (common carp)
Lineage: Eukaryota; Metazoa; Chordata; Actinopteri; Cypriniformes; Cyprinidae
Biological process (GO): innate immune response; regulation of apoptotic process; inflammatory response
Cellular component (GO): cytoplasm
Molecular function (GO): nucleic acid binding; ATP hydrolysis activity
Source: RefSeq, a predicted model, not a curated record